Molecule: messenger RNA, 1597 nt
Organism: Melanotaenia boesemani (Boeseman's rainbowfish)
Lineage: Eukaryota; Metazoa; Chordata; Actinopteri; Atheriniformes; Melanotaeniidae
Gene: enoph1
Product: enolase-phosphatase 1
Exons: 7
Coding region: 216-1001 (261 amino acids)
Molecular function (GO): magnesium ion binding; acireductone synthase activity
Source: RefSeq, a predicted model, not a curated record
UGUAAAUACAAAUUAAUAAAGUUUUUUCCUCGUUUGUUUUCAAACUGUACACAAACACGCUGGCGCCACCUGCUGGAUGGAGGCUGAACCGCCAGAACGGAACAUUGUGGAGAAGCGGGGAGGACCGGGGCGCUGCCUGGCUGUGACACCGCGGUGGUGCUGCUAAUCAAGCUAACUUCAGUUAACGCUAGCUGCACACUCCCGUAACAAAAAAGAUGGCAUCUGUUUCUAUUCCCACAUCCACCAGUGCCCUUUUGCUGGACAUCGAAGGAACCACCACACCAAUAACGUUUGUUAAGGAUAUCUUGUUUCCCUACAUCAGGGAGCAUCUUGAGGAUUACCUGUCCACUCACUGGGAGGAAGAUGAGUGCAAACAAGAUGUUCAUCUCCUGAAGAAACAGAUUGAGGAGGACAUGAGGCAGAACCGGGCGUGUCCUGUCCACACCGUGGACCAAACGGUCCACACAGAUGAGGAGAAGGCCAUCCGGGAGGUCGUGGAGAGUGUGCUGUGGCAGAUGGCUGCAGACAGGAAGUCCACAGCACUCAAACAGCUGCAGGGUCACAUGUGGAGGGCAGCUUAUACUUCUGGAAGAAUCAAAGGCGAAAUCUAUCCAGAUGUGGUUCCUUCCAUUAAAACAUGGCGAGAACGCGGCCUGAAGGUCUACAUCUACUCCUCGGGAAGCGUGGAGGCUCAGAAACUCCUGUUCGGAUACUCUGUCGAAGGAGACGUUCUAGAUUUAUUUGACGGCCACUUCGACACCACGAUAGGAGCUAAAGUAGAUGCUAAAAGCUAUGAGAGGAUUGCAGAGAGGAUCGGCUUCCAACCUGAGGAGAUCACCUUCCUGACAGACGUAACCAGAGAAGCGAAAGCUGCAGAAGAAGCUGGGGUGAACGUCCUGGUGGUGGUUAGGCCUGGAAACAUGGAGCUGACGGAUGAGGAAAGCUCCCAAUAUAACCUCAUUACCUCCUUUAGCCAGCUCCAGCUGACGGGAUGUGUUUAACACAGCGAGGAGGGUGGCAGGAGCCUCCAGACGUCUCUUCAUGUCCACCUUUUCCUUCUCUUCUUUGUGUCCCCAACUUUUUACAACCCUGGUGUUUUCUGUCAUUCCACAUUAACAGCCGGAGGUGCUGGGACUCCGUUAACCACCUGUAGGGCUAACUAAGUCUCACGUUCCACCAGGAUGGAUUAUUAGAAUAACCUGAGUGGAAGCUCACUGAAUGAACUGAAAUUACAGUUUGAAGCAAACUGCAGAUGAACUGUGAGGGAGUUGUACCUUUUUAACUCUUAGAUGAAGAGAAUAUUUGACUGCCACUUUCCAACUGUAUGUAUAUGUGUGUGUGUGAGAGCCAUUUUUGUUCACGUUUCCCGCUCGUACACUUACAAACGUGCUGCCGUUUUACCUGUGGUCCUGUUUUAGAAAGUAGAAAACUCAUCCCCACCUCUGUCUAAACCCCUGCAGGUGUGUGUGUCUUUAAAUGUAACAUCUGUGGUUUCAUCUGUAAAGAAAACGAUGUUAAAACUUGCCAAACUGAUGAUCGGUGUGUAAAACAGUGGGUAUUAAUCAGGAAAUGACCUUCCAAUAAAUGCCUUGUCUCA